This is a messenger RNA of Oncorhynchus mykiss (rainbow trout), 10657 nucleotides long. Lineage: Eukaryota; Metazoa; Chordata; Actinopteri; Salmoniformes; Salmonidae. The record is from RefSeq and is a predicted model, not a curated record.
CGCCCUCUCUCCCUCUCUAUCUCCCGCGCCCUCUCUCCCUCUCUCUCUCCCGCGCCCUCUGUCCGUUUCUCCCCCGCUCUGACCACAUCCACUAAAGUCCCUCCACAGGCACGCAGUUUGCAGAGUGUUGGAGGCGUGUAGUGCUGACACUUUCCCCCAGCCCUCCAGUCCUGCUCUGGCCUGGCUCCAGCUACAGCCUGGCUCUCUGGUUCUGAUCAGACGGGCCCCCGCGCUCCAGUCCCUGGGGGGUCCAACUCUCCCACUCCACCCCCUCCAGAACACAAAGAGAGAGGGGGCCAGCUAAACUCUUGUCCUCCCACCACAGUUGUUUCCAAACCAACAGGAAUUUGGCUACCAGUUCCUUUAAUGUUUUCAAGAUGACUCUGACUGUUCUGAGGAAAUCCCCCCAUUUUAGUAGCCAUUUGAAAUUCCUUUUUGUUUUUAUUGCGAGGAAGUACGCACCGAGUUCCUCAGUCGGCUCCCAGGCUUCGUUCUGUGCAGUCUGUCAGUCAGUCUCUCUCUCUCUAGUGACUUUUCCAGGGUUGAGUUGCCGGGUUCAACUGUUUGUCUGGGAGUAUUUCUGCAGUCUGGUUAGUUUCAGUGUUCGUCUGGGUUCCUGUAUUACUGUGACAUGGUAUUACUGUGAUAGGACACGUCUGUUGUUCUGAAAUCAACUGAAGGACAGGAUUGGAAUAUUCCACUGACAAGAGAGCAAAGAGUCUGCUGCCACUAACAGUAUGUUCUUACUGGGUAGUGGUCUGAUGGGGAACUCCUCUGCCUCCUUCAUGGGUACGUUCCUGGCCAGCAGUCUGGGCUCGUCCUCCCACCCCUCUCACCCCUCCCGGCCCCCCUCCUCACCCUCUUCACCCGGAUCCUUCCGUGGUGGGCCCCACUCCAGCGCCUCUCAGAUCUGGUUCCCUCACUCACACGAAGCAGCCCCGGGGUAUCCUCGAUUCUCAGGGAGUCUCGCCCACACCUUCCUUCCCAUGAGCCACUUGGAUCACCAUGCCAACAGCGGUGUCCUGUACGGGCAGCACCGUUUCUACGACACCCAAAAAGAGAACUUCUAUCUAAGAAGCCUUCCGUCCCAGCCCCCUCUCAUCUCAGCCAAUCACGGUCUUCCGCCCAUCUCCAGGGCGGGGCCGGGACACCCUCAGGGCUCCUGCAGUCGAGACAUGGACCCAGGGGGCGGAGUCAGCCUACACAAGGGCCUGAAGGAGGGGUCCAUCGAGAGAGGGGUGGUCCCCAGCACCAAGGACAAGGAGAGGCCCAGCAGCAAACAGGAGGCCAAGGAGCGUCAGCAACACCACAGCCACCACCCCCAACCCUCACAUCCACACCACCACCACCCACACCCCGGCCACACACAGCCCCACCCCCACCAGCAGCACCCCCAGUACCCCCAGCACCCGGUCUCCCUGGAGGAGGUCAAUAGCAGAGCUCUGGAGAGGCACAUGGAGCACCAACAGACCCUAGGAAUGACCAGAACCCUCAGCGCCUGCCUGCUCAAUGGAAAGAUGCAGAACGGGGGGGACUCUGGGACGGGGGGAGCCAAGGCUUCCAUGACUAGCUAUGGGGGGGAGGUGGUGGGGAGCAGGGGGGCUCAGACACAGGCCAGCCACAGACACAUGGAGGGUGGGGGGAACAUCCGCUGCACCAAGGAAGGGGUGAGCGGCGAGAUGAGGAUCAGCGAGCAGCCUUCGGACUGUCUGGAGGGGAGGGGCCAGAUGCUCCACCACGCCCUUCCCUACUCUGUGGCGCCGCCCCUGCAAAUGGGUUCAGCCGCUGGGGGAGGCCACCCCCACCUCCACCCCCACCACCACCCUCACCCGCAUCCGGGGGGGUUCCACUGCCUUCAGCUCCACCCCAGCCAUCCCCACCACCCCCACACACACCACCACCCGGACUUCUUCUGCCCGCCUCCACCUGCCCCUCUAACCAACCCCUCGCCGCACGAGAGGGGAGGGGGAGGGGGGCGAGACCCCAAAGUGACAGGGCCCACGUUCAUACCAUCUGUAGGGGGAGGACACCUGGGGGACAAGUCCAGCGGGCAACCCUUCCAGAUGGGCACCCCACCUGACUGCCAGGGGUUGGUGGGUGGGGGCGGCAGUGCCAAGGACAAGGCCAUGGAGAAGAGUAACUGGCACAGGAAACAGCAGCAGCAGCUGUACAGAAAGGCUGAGAAGACCCCGGACUGGAUGCAGCAGCAGAGUCACCACCCCCAACAACCCCAUCCCCAACAACCCCUUCCCCAGCAGCCCCAGCCCCAACAGCCCCAGCCCCAACAAACCCAGCCCCAACAGCCCCAGACACAACAACCCCAGCCCCAACAACCCCUUCCCCAGCAGCCCCAGCCCCAGCAGCACCAAGCCGUGCGUUCUCGCAGCGUCGAAUGCAUCAAUAGUGUGGGAGUGGACACCACCGAUGUGUUCCGGCCCUCUCUUCCCCAGGGCGCCAAGGCCGGACACUCCCUCCCCCACUCAGUCAACACCUCCCCCUACAGAGACUGCUCCCUCCCGGGCCCCCUGCCCAACGCCUCACCCCUGGGGGGUCGGGCAGGUGCAGGCGGUGGGAGUUGUUCCUUACAGAGAGAUGGUCAGAAGGUGGCCCGUAUUCGCCACCAGCAGCACGGUGGGCCUGGCCCGGACGCCCCAGCAGCAGAGCUGAACCAGAACAACAAACAGAACCAGGACCUGAACAGGAAGCUGGAGAUGUCCCCGUACGGCUACAGCAACAGUGGGCAGGGACAGCAGCAUCACCCCCAGCAGCCUCCGGUUCCUCCCUGGGCCAUGAGGCCUCACCACGUCCACCAUGCAGAGGAGGAGCAGCAGCGGAAGGCCUACAUGGAGUCUCUCAGUGGUGGCAGACAACAGCCCCAGCAACAACCAGGGCAAGGUAUGGGCCUCCCUCCUCAUCCUUCUCCCCAGCCCCAGCCACCUCCACCCCCAGCCCCCUCUCAGCAGCAGCAAGACCCCCAGGUCGCCUCACAGGCCCAGGAGGAGAGCAGUGCCAUGAAGAGCCUGCUGAAGUACAGCACCCAGCAGCCCCUGCUCCUCUCCCAGAAGAGUCCCUUUGGAGGCCUGGGGAGCCUCAAAUCCGCUGGUCUUGGGGGUCCUGGAGGUGGAGCCCCCGGGGUUAGCUGCACCCUGCAAGGCAGCAAACAACAACAGGCCCUGCCCACCAGGAAGGGUCCGGCCAAUGACGGCGAGCGCUCUGACUGUGGGGGGCGUGGCCGGGAGGUGGGCGAGGCGGUGGGUCACGGUGAGGGAGAGGUGCGCCAACCGCCUGUGGGCAUCGCAGUCGCCGUGGCGAGGCAGAGGGAACCGUCCUGUCGCCCGGUGGACGCCCACACCAACAGCCGGCAGGGGCGGGUGCACCCCUCCAUGAAAGGACCUCCUCGCUCCUUGUACCCCUCAGACCCUGCAGGAGAGGAGGAGAGGAAGAGGAUGAGUGGAGAGCGGAUGGGUCUGACCUGCCUGGACCGAGACAGAGAGGCCUACAUCAGGGAUAAUAAGGAUCCAGUGGACUUCACAAGGAUCCAUCCGUCCAACAGCUGUCACGGUGACAUCACCUCUCACCUCAUGGUGCCGGGUGGGACUUCCCUACAAUCUGGCCAAUUAGGAGACCCCUCUGCGCAUGCACACGCCCACUCGGCCCACCACCAUUGGCUGCCGAGCACUGGAAGUCCCUCCAUCUGGAUGACAAGCCACUCCUACGGAAUCGGCCACUCGGCCCUUCACCAGAACCUCGCCCCAGGUUUUUCUGCAGCCAUGCCGGGGUCUCUACAGCCUGUGCUGCCUCUGCCCCAGGACCCGUCUACCCAGCUGGUGGUGCUACCCACAGAGCCUGCUGCCCACCCUGUCACACAUCACCUGGAUGUGAUGGAGCAGCCUGGGCUGUGGCCUCCAGUGUACGGAGCCCGAGGGCCCUCCUCCCACAUACACCCACAACACCCCGCUGUGUACUCCCGCUCGCAGUUUCUACGGCAACAGGAGCUGUACGCUCUCCAGCAGCAUCAACAGCAUCAUCAUCUGCAGCAGCAGCAGCAUCAACACCAACAGCAACAGAGUCACCAGUCACAACCCCAGUCACACCCCCAGUCACAACCCCAGUCACACCCCCAGUCACAGCCACAGCCACAACCACAACCACAGCCCCAGCAGCACCACAGGGCAGCACAGACCAUGGAGCUUCAACACAGACCCAACCACGCCCAGGUACAGAAGAGACCAGAGUCAGUGGAGCUGGAGGAGCUGCUCUCUGAGCCACCAGGUUCUAAACCUUCCAAACCCUACUCCUCCUACCACAGAAACACCCCCACCCCGGGGGCCUGCACUGCUCACCUGUCCCCCUGCUGCCAGUCCCAGUCCCCCACCCUGCGCCCCCACCCUAAGAGCACCCCAUCCACCCCCUGCCCCGCCCCUAGCCCGGCAGCCGCCGCCCCUCGGUCUCCGGAAAUCAGUCCCGCCCCCCCACAGCUGCCAAAAGGGGCGGAGACCCAGGACAAGAGAGGAGAGGGACAGCCCCUGCAGGAUUACCCACAAUCCCUGGAGCCUGACUUGCCUCCUGGAUACACCUACCCUGCCAUCGCCAUGGGUUACAGGAGCUGCACAUCGCCCCACGAUGUCCGAUUGGCCGAGCCAGCUGACCUGGAGGCGGUCCAGGCGGAGCCUGCUGAGAAUGCUCCCCAGCCUCUCUCCAGCCUAGGGGCGGAGCUAGAGUGUCAGGCCAUGGUGAGGCCCCUCCCACACCAGGAAGUGGAGGAGGAAGAGGAGGGGCAAAAGGAAGAGGAGGUGCAGAGAGAGGAGGUGGAAGCCAGAGAAGCAGCAGGCAGCUGUGGACCUCCAGAUCAGGUGCAUAGGGAGGAGCAGGAGGAGGAGGUGUCAGUGUGUCCUCCUGCGGAGAGCCGUGUGUGUGACACCGCCUCCUGUCCCAUUCCUAUCCCCCUCUCUGAUGAGGAGAACCACAGAGAUGACCCCACCUCCACCCUGGAGGAGCAGGAGGAGGAAAAGUGCAAGGUGGAGAGAGGACAGCAGCAGGAGGUGGCAGGAGAACAGGAGGAGCAGGACUCCACCAUCAUCGACCUGGACCCUCCCUGCCCUGCCCAGCCUCACCAGGAGGCACAUACUGAGGAGGAAGAGGAGGGAGGAGAGGAGGAGAGUACUCCUAAUGAUGACAACCACUCAGUAGAGUUGGUGUGCCUCUCCCCCUCCUCUCCCUCUCUGUGCCCCAGCCAGUCUCUCAUCACCCUCUCCACCCCCCUGAAACCCAUUGUGCCUAGUUACUGGAGCCUAGAGCUGCUGAUCGCUGCAGCCUUCUGUGCCGACGUCCCUCCGUUUCCCAUGCUGGCCUCCAGCACCCUCCAGCCCCAGGCCUGUGACACCCAUCCCUGCCCCAGCCACCCCCACCACGGCAUGGAGCUGCUCAGCGAGCUGGCCGACCUGGAGCUCCAACAGCACCGACACAACACAGGAGACAGCCAAGGAGAGGAGAUGUUGAUCUUUGACCUCCAGAGUCUUGCCACCCUGGCAGCAGCCCGUGCCUUGGAGCUGGGUGCCCAGGAGGGUAGCGGGGAGGGCGCCGGGCGGCACUACCCGGCCCGCAAGACCCUCAACCUGCGCAGGAAAUACAGCUGGACACCUCGCCACGAACCGGCAUGCCCGGCCAAGGGCACCAUGGAGAGGAUGGAGGGUCCAGAGCUGGCCAUGCGGGUGAAGCUGGCAGAGCUCCAGAGGCGCUACAAAGAGAAACAGAGGGAGUUAGCCAAGCUACAGAGGAAGCAUGACCACCAGAAGGAGGAAACACCUCGCAGCCCUGCUCGUAGAGGACCGGGGCGGCCCAGGAAACGUAAAUCAACCCCCGCCGCUGGCCCAGGCUCCUCCUCUGAGACCCAGAGGAAAAUCAAGUCGUUAGGGGCGGGACUUGGCCUGUCGCCCGAGGACCUGCUGGGAGGAGGGGGUGGGGACGCCCAGAGGAAGAAGAAGAAGCUGUCCAAUCGGGGCUUUGAGCGGCUCGGCGCGGCAGAGAUAAAAGUGCAUGGCAGUAGCAGAAAGAGUGUCCUCCACGGUGUCCUCAGCUCUAAGCUGGCCCAUCAGCAGCUCAGACAGCACAAGGCCCAGGGCGGGAAGAGGACUGGGAUGGGGGCGGGACCACGGGAUAAGGAGGAGGCGGCCUCUGCGGCUAGCUCUGCCCCAAAGCACCAUGGACAUCGAGGCCAGGCCACCUCCAAAGCCGAGUCCAGACGAGUCAUCAACGAGUCCGGCGGUCAGAGUGACACAGCAGCCAGUGCAGACAGCGGCGGCCAGGAGGGCUGGACGGGGACCCCGCUGAUGAUGCGUGGGGGCAGGAGGAAAGGGAUGGGGGGAGCUCUCGGGGUCCAGGGGUCCGCACGGCUGCAGCAGCCCAGGGCCAGGGUCCUCCGAGCCAGGAGUCAGGAAGCCAUGGAGGGGGGAGAGACCUCCCCUACAGAGAGUGAAUCCUCCAACCAGGAAGACGAAGAAGAGGAAGGAAGUUAUGACAGUGACGAAGGACAAGACCUCAAAGCACAACCCUCCCGAGACGUCUCUUCAUGCUCCACUGUGACUGGUCCAUCUCCCUCGUCUGUCGUCAAGCUGGAGGCCAAUCAGAAAGCCCGGAACAAAAAAGAGAGGCAGGAGCUUUACGGUUCCCAGAGUUUGUCCGGGGCAGAGGGAGAGGUGAAGGUGAGGAAGAGGGCCCCCUGUAGGCUUGGCAUGGUCACUGCAGCCAAUAAGCACCCAGAGUAUCAGGACCAGUCAGAGGGGAUGAGGAGGGCUGGUGGACCCAGGUCCCAGGAGCCUCGCCGGGAGAGCCUAGGGACCCGGGGCAGCCUCUACCGGAGGACCAUGGGGCCGGUCACCUUCCCCACCACCAGUGAGAGGCUGAAGAGGGCCACACGCAAGAGCACCAUGCUGAGGGGACCCAUUAACAAGAGGAGAAGUUGCUGGUCAGGCGAUGUCCAAUCACCUCAGAGUGACGACAACACUGUCAGGGGGAGGAGGAUCCGAAACAAACAGCCCAAGGGCCGUGCAGUGAGCCGUCUACUAGAGAGCAUGGCGGCGGACGAGGGCUUUCAGAUGGAUGAGGAUGAUAGCAGCUUCUCAGAGGGGGAUGAGGACACUAACCCAUCAUACCCUCACAACCCCAGGAGUCCACUAGCAGCCCCCAGCUGUGUCCUGACCAGACAGCUGCUGACAGAUGGACUCAGGGUGCUGAUCUCCAAGGAGGAUGAACUUCUCUACGCAGCCCGGGUCCACACACUGGAGCUGCCAGACAUCUACAGCAUUGUUAUUGACGGGGAGAGAGGAAACCGCCCCAGAAUCUACUCACUGGAGCAACUGCUGCAGGAAGCGGUCCUGGAUGUGCGUCCAGAGACAGAGGCGGUGCUCUCUGAGGGGACGAGGGUGUGUGCCUACUGGAGCGAACGCUCUCGCUGCCUAUACCCAGGCAACAUACGCCAAGGUGGUUCAGGGGAGGAGGGGAAACAGGGAGGUGUAAUGGUGGAGUUUGAUGACGGAGACAGGGGGAGGAUCUCCCUCCUAAACAUCCGCCUCCUCCCCCCGGGCUACCAGAUCCACUGUGCGGAGUCGUCCCCUGCCCACCUGGUGUCUAGCGGCCGGGCGGCUCGGAGGAGCUUCAGUCUGGAAAAAGCCCCCCUGAGUGAGAGAGUCUUGGAGAGACAGGCCAGCACAGAGCCUGUCAGGAGACGACCAGGGAGACCCAAAGGUUCAGGGAAGAAGAAGAACCUGUCAGACAGCACCAAUAAGAACGCAGCCCCUCUGCUCAGCUGGCCGGCUGUGGCUGUCCCCAGGAAGAGGGCCUGUGAAAAUCUGUUCCAGCUCAACGGGACUCCCAGGAAGGCCCUGAGGGGGUCGAGGGAGGCACACCUGCUCCCCUUGCCCCCGGCCCCUGUCUCUGCCCCGACCAAGGGUCUGUUCAGCAGCAGCUCCUUCGAGGUUGACUCCUUCAGCAGCAUCGCUAACGGCUACUCCUCCUUCUGUAGCACCCAGCCCACCGGCAUGUCCCUGGGUUCCAGGACUGGGCCCUAUGUCCAGAGACGGAGGCCCGGCGAGGUGCCGCGGAGCAGCAGGAAGAGCAGUCAAGAGUUCCUGGUUAAACUGGAUCACGAGGGGGUGACUUCACCCAAGACGAAGAACAGCAAGGCCCUGCUGCUGCUGGGCGGUGGCUCUGGGUUCGGGGCCAAAGGCGUGGGCGGCCUCCCCAGGCCUGAGGCCUACUCCCACCCAGUCCUGCUGGUCAAGGACAACAGGAAGGGAGUUUCUGCCUCGAGGGCUGAGCUCCUCCUUAAGGGUGCCCCUCCUCCACAGAGGAAGGCUUCUCCCUCCCUGGCUAUUGGGGAGUACGGUGUCGGCGAGCUUGGUCUCAGCUGCCAUCGGGACUGCCACAGCUCCUACUCGGACCUGGACAACGAAGAGGAGGAGGAAGAGGAGGAGAGGAGGAGGAGAAGGGGGGCUGCGCUGGCCACAGCAGCCUCUGGAGGACUGAGGACGGCGGGAAGCUUUCUCUCACGCCUCUCCGUCUCAUCCUCUUCCUCUGGUUCCUCAAGUUCGUCCAGCUCAGGCUCCAUGUCCAGUUCCAGCCUGUGCUCCUCGGAUAACGACUCGUCCUACAGCUCGGAGGAUGAGGAGAGCUCCACACUGCUGCUACAGAGCUGCCUGUCCUCCCACCACGGCCUGCUGCAGUCCCCUGAGCCCCCGGCUGCAGCCGGACCCCACCAGGGCCAACAGUCCUUCGUGGCCAAGGCCGUGGCCGUAUCCAACACCAAGGGAGGAGGAGCCACCAAUGACCACAGUGCCAACAACAAGCUUCUCAAAAGGAAGGAGUGUGGCAGCUCGUCCCCCUCCAAACCCCCCAGAGACCUGGUGAAGAGGCAAAGGGUUAUCCCCGGGGAUGCAGGACCAAGACCCAAGAUGAACACGUUCCUACCGGGAAGACAGAUGUGGCGGUGGUCGGGGAACCCCACUCAGAGGCGGGGGCUGAAGGGGAAGUCCAGGAAGCUGUUCUACAAGGCCAUCGUACGGGGAAGGGACAUGGUGCGAGUGGGCGACUGUGCCAUGUUCCUCUCUGCCGGCCGGCCCCACCUCCCCUACGUGGGCCGCAUCGAGAACUUCUGGGAAUCCUGGAGCUCCAACAUGGUGGUGAAGGUCAAGUGGUUCUACCACCCAGAGGAGACCAAGUUGGGCAAGAGGCACCGCGACAGCAAGCACGCUCUGUAUCAGUCGUGCCACGAGGACGAGAAUGACGUCCAGACAAUCUCCCACAAGUGCCAGGUGGUGAGCCGCGAGGAGUAUGAGCAUAUGGCCCGCGGCCAGAAACCCAGCAGCAGCGUGCCCACCCAAGGCCUGUACUAUCUGGCAGGCACCUAUGACCCCACCAGUGGUCAACUGCUCACUGCUGAGGGGGUGGCCAUCGUCUGCUGAGCUGAGGACAUCUUGUCCUAAGGAUACUACUGAACCACCCAUCUGAUGGGAAAUGAAGGUGAAGGUCCCCGCAGCUUUGCCUGAAGGACCCCUGGUCAGACUCAGUCCGUAGGAGGGUUCCCAGAUGGGUCAGUCCUGGAGGAAAUGAAGGUCAAGUUGCCUGUGGCUUUGCCUGAAGGACCCCUGGCCUGACUCAGUCCGUAGGAGGGUUCCCAGAUGGGUCAGUCCUGGAGGAAGUGAAGGACCCCUGGCCUUAGUCAGUGCUGACUAGUGGUGGACGUCAGGGCCAAGGCAGGGCUGUCCCCUGUCUACACUGGAUAUCUCACCACACAUGGCUGCUAGACUGGGGUGUAGUUAGAAGAAGGGGAGGGGGUAGCCAUUCACAGCAGUGAACCCCAUUCUGCUCCCAUCCUCACUGGGUAACUGAAGACAAGGAUCUGGGUCCUGAACAACCACAAUCCAGAAGGUCAAUGACACCCGACUGAUUUUCCAUUGGUCCAACUUAACAUCUCUUUAGUUUAGACUGAGGAUGGCAUGUUUGAGGGACUGUUUCACUCCUCAUCUUUACACCACUCACCCAUCAUAGGUCACCAAAUUAGAGCUCAACAUAGGUUUGGAUUGGACAGCUCAAGGCACCAUUAGGUCGCUCCGGGCCAGGCCUGUGGUUGCCUCAUUUCAGCUGAGUGCGUGAGUGAGUGAGUGAGUGAGUGUGUGAGGUAUGGGAUGUACUCUCCAUAGUUCGUCUUCAUGAUUCCAGGGAUGAUAAAAUAUGUAUCAGAUAUCCAUGAUAAAGAUGUAAAUAUUUGGAAUGAUUUUUCCAGUCAAGCCAUACACUUCAGUACCUCUUGUCUCUCUUAUGGAUCAGGUGUAUACUGUACAGGUCAGUUAUCUGUUAUUUUUGUUGUUGUUGUCUAUAUGUAUAUAACAACUAUUUUAUAUACAAGUAUAUAUGAAAGGUAUCUUUCCAUGUUUUUUUAUUGAUUUAUUUUUCUAUGAGGGGUGAAUAUGGCUCUUUGUGUUUUUCUUUGGGACGAUGAGCUUAAGAUGUAAAAGUGUUGCACUACACAUGACCUGCUGAGACAGACAGACAGACAGGCACGCAGGCAGGCAGACAGGCAGGCAGACAGACAGACAGACAGACAGACAGACAGACAGACAGGCAGGCAGGCAGGCAGACAGACAGACAGACAGACAGACAG